Engraulis encrasicolus (European anchovy) is the source of this 4234-nucleotide messenger RNA. It is a transcript of the gene uck2a, whose product is annotated as uridine-cytidine kinase 2a. Gene Ontology annotation, molecular function: ATP binding; ribosylnicotinamide kinase activity. Gene Ontology annotation, cellular component: cytoplasm. The coding region runs from base 68 to 856 and encodes 262 amino acids. Lineage: Eukaryota; Metazoa; Chordata; Actinopteri; Clupeiformes; Engraulidae. The record is from RefSeq and is a predicted model, not a curated record. The transcript has 7 exons.
GAGCGCACCGCGGCACCGGCUGGACCAUAAAGCCGCUGUGAAUGCAACAUAUGCGUUGACAGCAAGCAUGGCAGGCGACAGCGAAACCCGGCUGGACAAUCAAGCCGAAAAAGAGCAUGUUACCCGGCAACCUUUCCUCAUUGGGGUGGCUGGGGGCACUGCCAGCGGCAAGUCGUCAGUAUGCGGAAGGAUCAUGGAGCUACUAGGGCAGAACAAGAUCGACCACCACCAGCGGCAGGUGGCCAUCCUCAGCCAGGAUAGCUUCUACAAGGUCCUCACGCCAGAGCAGAAGGCCAAAGCCCUCAAGGGCCAGUUCAACUUCGACCAUCCAGAUGCUUUUGACAACGAGCUCAUUGCAAACACCAUGUGGGACAUCAUGGAUGGCAAAACCGUCCAGAUUCCGGUGUACGACUUUGUCACUCAUUCCAGAAAGGAGGAGACUGUUACUGUUUACCCAGCGGAUGUGGUGUUGUUCGAGGGCAUUCUCAUGUUCUACUCUCAGGAUAUCAGGGACCUGUUCCAGAUGAAGCUGUUUGUGGACACAGACGCAGACACACGAUUGUCUCGUCGGGUGUUGCGUGACAUCAAUGAGCGUGGUAGGGAUCUGGAACAAGUACUGUCGCAGUAUAUCACAUUUGUCAAGCCCGCCUUCGAGGAGUUCUGCCUGCCUACCAAGAAGUAUGCUGACGUCAUUAUUCCUCGCGGGGCUGACAAUAGUGUGGCCAUAAACCUGAUCGUGCAGCACAUUCAGGACAUUGUGAACGGCGGGCUGACCAAGAGGCAGAACGGCUUCAUGAACGGCUACAUCACCCCCCGCAAGCGGCAGCCGUCUGAGUCCAGCAGCAGACCGCACUGACCUCACCGCCUCUCUCGGCUCCGCCACAACCAUGGCACAUCGAGAGACAGGAAGUGGUAGAAGAUGAGGGAGGAGGAGGAGAGGGAUGGAGGGAUGGAGAAGUGGAAGGAAGGAUGGAUGGAUGGAUGGAUGAUGGAUGGAGGGGAUGAAUGGGAUAUGUAAAUAUUACAAAUUAUCCAACACUAUUUAAAACACACACAUACAAACAAGAAAAUUGCAAAAGCUGCAAAACUGCCUUCUUUUUUUUCUUUGGGAUGAUGACAGAAAGAUGAAAGAUCCUUCCGUGGGACUUUUAGUAGGUCAGAUAUUACAUUUUUUUAUCCUCUUGUUUUUAUUUAUGUUUUACCUUUUUUAUACAUUCUUUUCCAUAUGCAGUGAGGUGGGUAGGGAUGGAUGGAUUAGGUCAGUGUCACGAUUAUUUUUUUCUGUAAUUUAUUAUUUCGCUAUUCUUUUUUUGCUUGCAUUACAACACUGAUGUGUUCAAAAGAGAAAAAAAUACACAAAGAAAUAUGUGAACUUGUUAUUGCAGUUCAGUGACGCAUCUGAAAUGCGGUGAGUUUUACUCAGCUGGCCUUGCCAGAGUAUGGCUGGAUCUGUAUGAAGCUGUUCCGUAUGCUGUUACCGUGUACUGUAUUCCAUUCACAUCUUAACCAUGUCUGACGCAACUCCACCACCCUCAAACCCUUCCCUCCAAAUCCACUACCCGCAUAACACAAGCGUCAGGUAUGGGAAUAACUGGAAGUGUAGCCACUUUGGCAGAGGUUCCACAUACUAUUUCCUCUUCAGUUCCCUCUCCUCUCGCCGUCCCUUUGUUGUUGUCUCUCCUCCGUAGCCUCCUCUCUCUGUCACAGCUGUCCUGGCCACGGCAGUUUGUGAGCUGCACACUUGUUUUUUGUGUGUCCCACCUGUCCUCCAGGGAGACGUUUGACAGUCGCCAAAAAAAAAAUUAAAACGAAAACAAAACUCUCAGGCCCUGAGUUAGGUCUGGGUGUCGUCUCAGGUGUAGUGCCUAGUGUGUUGGUGAACUGAAGGCCAAGAGAGGUGACUGAAUAGAUGGGAGACCGUGUAUUGUACAAAAAAACUUCAGACUUUGGCCCCGUUGUUUUGUUGGAGUAUUUAAAAGAAGGAAGGCUGGGUAUUACUUGCAUGACAGCUAGUGUUAUUUCAGUUUUGGAUCAGCCCACUGUUAUUUGUCUGUCUUUCUCUUCUUUUUUAAAGAAUUUCUUGGUUUUGUUACUUUUUUUAAAGCUCCAAAGAAUGGUGUUUUUUCUGUUGUCUGUUCAGCCAGUUUUUCUGAGGUCCUGGGAGUUUUCGUGAGGUCAGCUCUAAAGUUAAAUUGACCAUUUGUUGUCCAGUCAUAGGUAUAGAUGUGCAGGAUGUCCUUUAUAUUCAUUUCCACAGUCCUGAGUGUUUUCUUAACCAUAAACAACAUAAACUGUGAUACACUGGCAAAAAUAUUCACAUUUCCAUUGAGCUUGGUAAGUAAAUGAACAAAAGAUAGAACUCGCCAAAGUAACUCCUCAGUAUUGUUGGUCAAGCCUAGCAACAGGACACCGGGAAACUGACUUCUUUUAUUUUCCUUAUCUCUCUCAGGACAGUGGCUAUCUGCUUACUUUUUGCCCACUUGAUUUUGUUUUUCAGUUUUAAAUGUGCAAAAGAAACUUUCAACUAAAACGUCCACGUCUCUCUGAAUAUUAAUACAAGAACAUUGAACACUGUUUUAAACGAACUGACGUCCGUAUAUUGAAAAUGAUGGCUAUUGAACAGGGUAGUUAAUUCGUAUUCUCAUUGAACUUGGCUGCUUUGCACUUUCCAAAAAAAAUAAAGAAAUGAAUUAUUAUAUAUUGAUGUGUAAAAGUCAGAAGUAAAGGUAUUUCACAUGAGAUGGGCGCCUGAAAUCAGGACCAGGUUACCCAAAAGCUGGAAGCAAUGAUGAAUGAUGAUUUGUAGAGUUAGAUAAAGCCUAUGCUCCUCUCCCUCUCAAUGACCAGGGUGGAAGCCUGUUUUUCGGGGUUGCACCCGGAUAAAAGUGAAAGAUAUGGAAAAAAUGUUUAUAUGACCCAAUAUCAAGUACUGUAUACCUUUCCCUUUUUGGUUCAAAAUUGGUUACGUCAUUGUUUUGGGGGAUAAUAACCAUCGAUAUUCAUUGGCAAUCCUCUGAUAAUGUAAAUUAUCCUAAUGCAAAUAAGUGAAAUUUUCUGUUAUCAAACAGAUAUGCAAUGUACUUUUGAUAUUGAGCUCAAAACCUGGCCAUUAUAAACAAAAAGCCUGCAGCUGUUGUUGUUUUUGUUCCAGGGUGACGUUGGCACAAAUACAUUAACACACACACACACACACACACACACACACACACACACACACACACACACACACACACACACACACACACACACAGUUUGCCUCCAUUUGCAGAGUCAAAUGAAAGCAGGUAUCCUAAACUUGAUCCUCGUCAAAUGCACUUAAAUACAGUUGUCUGUCCGUUCCAUAAACAGUACCAGUCAAUAUUCAUUACUUAACCAGGGCUGCGUAGCAAUGAUUCAAGCCACCAGCUUUGGCGCCACAUAACAGUCUGCCUUAUAACAGUAGGCCCUCACUACAUUCAACACAAAAGUUCAGCCAAAUUACUCCGACACCCACAGUAAUGUACACUUAGCUGAGCCUGCUUUGCUAUUGACCUGGACAUCAUGUGCUCACUGGUGUGUACCAUUGAAUUGGUUGAUAUAUUGGCUGACAUCUACUGCGUUUUGAAUUAUUUCUCAAAUGGUCAAGCCUGUCAAAGAAUGACAAUGUUGUUUGUUCUGUAGGCUUGCUGACACUCUAUGUACAUAUGAAUUGUAUGUUUAAAUUCAGCAUCUGUGAUUAUGUGUGUAUAUUUGCUCUCGUUUGAAGACAAAACUGAACUUGAAAAUUGUUUGUAUUGUUCCCACAUAAACUUCAACAUUGGUAAAUGUCCUUUGCCUGAAGCACUGUAUUGGACUGUUUGGAGGUGUUGCAAUGGCUAAUAUUACAAAAAAUAAAAGUCUUUGCUUCAGGUUUAGUCAUGUGUUACAGUAUCAAUCGGGGCCUUUUGAUUUGUUUUUAAAAGGAGAGAAAGUUGUAGUUGUGCAUUGGUCAAUUAUAAGAUGAUAACGUUUGUGCACAGUGGGAAAGAGCCUGUGCUUCACCUCCACAGUGCUUUGCUUUUUUGGGUUUUUUUUUUUCUCUUGGUCACUAGCUAACUUGACAUACACUUGAGCAGUGCCACACAAUAUGUUCUUUUCCCCAGGAUAGUUCACACCCCUGUAUCAUUUUGUAAAUGUGUACAUGAAUGCAAUGUGUGUAGUCAAAUCCACGAAAAGCUACUGAAAUUCAAUGAAUCUAAUAAACUUUUAUACUAUG